CAGUGCCAAGUCGACGAUACUUUAUUUGAUAUAUAUGCAUGUACAAGAGGGGGCUACUGGGGGGCGAUGCUAUUGAAAUUCUGGGGCGGGGGGCCUGCCAUGUGCCACUUGGACGCGGGGUUGAUCUCUUGCUGGGCUUGCCGCCCAGUCUGGCUGAUCUGAACCAUCUUGGCUGUGCUUUUGGCCUUGCGCAGCGUUUCCUUGCGCUUGCGCAUCUUGUACGCGCGGACGUACCAGACAGCGCCGAACACGAGCACAGCCGCGACCAGCCCGAUCGUGAUAGCCUGGGGAAACGUGCACUGGCACACGGACGCGGUCGUGUCGUAGCUGCACGCGAACGCCCCUGAGCACGAGCACAUGGUGCCGGUGCAUGCGACGACGUCGGCGUCGACGCCCCCAAGCACCACGAGGACCAACAAAACCAGCCAAGACGACCCGUUCCACAACGAACGCGCUGGUGGUGUCGGCAUCGACGUUAGGUGGUCACGACUACCAGCUUGAAGCCGUUGCUCGGUUGUAUUUAUAGCCCAAGGCCAACUACUUAGUAUGUGUUGGGUGUCUC
Aphanomyces astaci is the source of this 562-nucleotide messenger RNA. RefSeq lists its product as hypothetical. NCBI's taxonomy places the organism in Eukaryota, Oomycota, Saprolegniomycetes, Saprolegniales, Verrucalvaceae. The transcript has a single exon. The coding region runs from base 39 to 347 and encodes 102 amino acids. The record is from RefSeq and is a predicted model, not a curated record.